Anastrepha ludens (Mexican fruit fly) is the source of this 2363-nucleotide messenger RNA. It is a transcript of the gene sotv, whose product is annotated as exostosin-2. The transcript is spliced from 3 exons. Gene Ontology annotation, cellular component: membrane. Bases 82 to 2211 code for a protein of 709 amino acids. The record is from RefSeq and is a predicted model, not a curated record. Lineage: Eukaryota; Metazoa; Arthropoda; Insecta; Diptera; Tephritidae. Gene Ontology annotation, molecular function: glycosyltransferase activity.
AUCACUGAUCGUUGAUGUUGCUGGAAUUCCUAUGUGUAGGGGACGUUAGCAUCCUUGUAACAUCCAAUUAAAUAUUUAGGAAUGAAGAAGUUGGUUGCUUCAAUCAAUCAUCGUAGUGAACGUUUUCAAACUUCAAUUUCGUAUAUAAUAAUAUUGGUUUUAGCUAUCAGUAGUGUUUGCAUCGUGUGCGAUCUUUUCAACUUGCGGGAUGAAGUUGGCCGACACAACAACAAAGUUCCACUGGACCUUGAUCAUGUCCACGAGAUCUUGUUAUCAAGUGGCAGUGAGGAGACACGAGAAAGGCAAGAUAAUUGUAGAUUAUGGGAUUGCGUGAAUUUGUAUCGAUGCGGGCAAAUGGGACAUGACCGACUCACCGUAUAUGUAUAUCCUCUUCAGGAAUAUAUCGAUGAGACAAGCCGGAAGACAAUUUCAAUUCUUACACGCGAAUAUUACCAAAUUCUUGAGGCGGUUGUAAGCAGCCGAUACUAUACACCCAAUCCAAAUGAGGCGUGUUUGUUCCUUCCAAGCAUUGAUACCUUGAAUGGGAACUUGGUUGAACCGAGUGCAGUUGAACGAGCAUUAGCGAUGCAAAAUCAUUGGGAUAAUGGAGAGAAUCACAUUAUAUUCAAUAUGAUACCACGAGUUGACUUAAGUGUUCUGAAAACCGAUCGUGCCAUAGUUCUUGGAGGUGGAUUUGAUUCAUGGUCUUAUAGAACAGGAUUUGAUUUAGCAAUACCAAUUUUUAGUCCAUCACAACAAAAAGUAGCUGAUUUGUCAGCUAAAUCGACACAUUUGCCUCGAAAAAACAUACUGGUAAUAGUUUUGCCAAACGUGUAUCAAAAGUACCACAGAAAUUUACAGAUUUUAGUUGACGAUAACCCGAACGAUGUUCUAAUCGUUGACAAAUGUAUUGCACAAGAAACAGAAUUCUCUAAAGAUACAAUACGAUGUAAUAACAGUCGUGGUAAAUCUUUCGAAUAUCCACGGGUUUACGAAAAAGGAACUUUCUGUUUAUAUUCGCAUAGUGGAAACGUAGAAAAAUCGGAUUUAAUAGAAAUACUAGCCUAUAAUUGCAUUCCAUUAAUUGGUGUAGAUAAUUUUGUGCUGCCUUUUGAGGAUGUACUUGAUUGGUCGUUAUUUUCAAUAAGAAUCCGUGAGGCGGAAAUACAUUCCAUAGUAAAAAAGUUGCGUAAAGUAUCGCACACCAAAAUUUUCGAAUUACAACGGCAAGGGCGCUGGGUAUAUAAUCGAUAUUUUAAAAAUUUGAAUGCUAUAACGCUUACUGCAUUGGAGAUUUUGGAAAACCGAAUAUUUCCACAUCGUGCUCGGAGCAUAAUGGACUGGAAUAAACCGGAUGAUAAUUAUCGUAGCACUUUCAAUCCCCUCUUUUUACCAGUAAUUUCGCCCAAGGCGCAAGGAUUUACUGCUGUGAUACUUACCUAUGACCGGGUUGAAAGUCUGUUCACAUUGAUACAAAAGUUAGCGAUGGUGCCAUCACUUCAAAGCAUUCUAGUUAUUUGGAAUAAUCAAAAUAAGAUGCCCCCACAUUUGUCUGCAUUUCCAACAAUUUCGAAACCACUAAAAGUCAUUCAAACGCGAGCAAACAAGCUUUCAAAUCGUUUCUAUCCAUAUAAUGAAAUUGAAACAGAAGCUAUUCUCACAAUUGAUGACGAUAUUAACAUGCUAACUACAGAUGAAUUGGAUUUUGGGUACGAAGUUUGGCGAGAGUUUCCAGACCGAAUAGUAGGAUUUCCCAGUCGCAUUCAUGUAUGGGAUAAUGUAUCUAUGCAUUGGCGUUAUGAGUCCGAGUGGACUAACCAGAUAUCAAUGGUCCUUACUGGAGCCGCUUUUCAUCAUAAAUUUUGGAGCCAUAUGUACACCUAUGCAAUGCCUGGAGAUAUCAAAGACUGGGUGGAUCAACAUAUGAAUUGUGAGGAUAUCGCUAUGAAUUUUCUUGUUGCCAACAUUACAAAUAAGCCACCUAUAAAAGUAACGCCUCGUAAGAAAUUCAAAUGUCCUGAAUGUACAAAUACAGAAAUGCUUUCGGCCGAUUUGAAUCAUAUGCGCGAAAGAUCGGCUUGCAUUGACAGGUUUGCUAGUAUUUAUGGACGCGUGCCCCUGCGUAGCGUAGAAUUUCGAGCAGAUCCUGUACUCUUCAGAGAUAAUUUCCCCGAAAAAUUGAAACGUUUCAAUGAUGUUGGAAAUUUGUAAUCCAUACUCGUUUAUGACAACAAAAAGAAUGUUUUGUGCAUCGAUUAAUAUAAUUUUUACUAAUAUUUUAUAAACCAAUUCUGAUUGCCAUAUAAUUAUGUAAUACUAAUAUGAAUCCCUAAAAGUUUAUUUUUACUGUACAUUUUUAAUAU